GCUUCAACUAGAAUGAGCAGUCAAGAACAGCAUAACUAAGCAAUCAAUGAAAAUGAAAUCGCAUAUGAUUCAAACCAAGCUACAAGCAAGAAAGCUCUUAAGCAAAAGAAACUAGACAACAAAUAGGAACCAAAAAAGCCGAUUGAUGGAAAACAGUAGUUUGGUGAUAAGUCUAUAUGUCGACUCUGCUAGGUAUCAACAAAGUCUACACUUACUAUUAUUUGCAUUCGUUGUCAUUUCAAAUAUCAUCAGGAAUGCAUACGCAAAUAAAACAAAGAACCUCAAUUUGAAGAUGGAAUAAAAUGGCAUUGUUUGUCUUGUAUCGACAGGAUAGCAAAGAGAAAGCUUAAGGAAUCGAAACCCUCAAAAAAGAAACAAUGCAACCAAAUACAGGAUUUCUUUUAAAAAACAGUUCAACCCUAGGAAGACAAAAUCAAGAAGCUUACUGAAUUUCAAUUGCUUUAUCCAACCUACAUUUAAUAAGGCAGAGUCAUCUUUCCUAUUUUGGAUGAAUAUUUGACAGCCUAUCAAGGAUUGUUUAACAUUGAGCCCAAAAAGAAACCCGCCCUUCACGUUGACCCGGCAAUUCCAUAAGAAAUUUUUGAAGAUGUGCUCAAAAUUUGGGACGCUUACAAUAACAUGAACAAAAUCAUAAGUGACAUUCUUCAGGAACAAUAGAUAGAAAGUAUGUAUCUCUUCCAUAUAUGUUUAGCAUAAUAACAGUCAAAUAAUAUUGGUACCUUGAUUCACUUUCAAGAUAAUCAUACAUUAUAUAAUAAAAAAUCAAGAAUAGAAAUCUAUGAUACUCUAUAACAUAAUCCGCAAGAAUUAAUCUUAUUUUUUUGUUAUUUCUACUUAAAAUAAAUAAUUGAAGAUUUAGAUAUAGAAUAAAUGCAAAAAUAACAAUAUGUAUUGUAUAUGUAAUAUAAAAGAAAAUACCCUAUUGGCAGCUCAUGGGAUAUAUGUGGUAUACAAAUAGAUAGAGGUACUAUCAAUUGCUAAGGGACGAUGUAAAAUCCUUACCAACAAAUAUUUUUAAAUAAGGAAUUCUACAUCUUCCAGAUUAUUUGAUUGAUUUUGGCAACUAUAAAAAUGUAAACAAACUGGCAAAGUUAGUGAUAGCUUUGGCUGAUGGAAUAGAAUCUUUAAAGAGAACAUAAUUUCUAUACUAAUACAGAACUGAGAACAUACUCUCCAAUAAUAGGAUGAAAACCUAAUUAGGAAUGCAGAUCAAGGAGUAAAGAAGUAAAUAGAUGGAAAUUAAUAAGGAAAUAAUAGAAUCUGAAGGCAAUUAUCAAAUGGCAAAAGUAAAGUGUGUGGUUAAUUUUUAGUCCAAAUUAUUAGAAGAUGGGUUAAGUAGAGCAGAAACAUAAAAAUUUAUCAAACAAAAGGAAACUACACAGAAACAAUGUCAAAAAUUAAAAUACUAAUUUCAAAAAAUAGAAAAGGAAAUAGAUAACUUAACUGAGAGAUAUCAUUAAUAAGAGAAAGUAUUGCUAUUUUCAUAUAAUUAAGGAAUUGGCAAUCAUAUAAAUUUCGUCUUUGGUAUUAAACCCUUCGGUGUUCUUAGGAUAUGAUAGCAGGAAUAGUUCAUACUAUUUCUUUCUUUGGGAAUCAGACAAAAUAUUUGCUUGUAUGAGAAAUUCGAUUAUUGAUGAUGAGGUUUGUUAGUGGGGUUACUAUGAUCUAAAGGAUGUUAACGUAUUAAUGGAAGUACUUUGUGAGAAGGGAGUUAAAGAAAAUUCAUUAAGAAAUAACAUUUUGGAAUUAUAAAGAGCAAAACUAUUGAUAGUUUAGUAGAAGAAAGAAGAGGAAGAAGAAAAGGAAGAUAAAUUGAAGAACUCAGAGAACAAUAGUGAGAUUGAUGUUGCACAAAACAAUAGUAGCAAUGUAAAGAAUUAGAAAGUCAAUAGUCUAGAGAACUUAGACAUUGAUAUAUUAAUAUAGGAAUUUUUAAAUAUUGAAAGUAUGUUGACUGAGUAUCUAAAUCAAAGGAACUCAAGAUGGUGCAGCAGUGAAAUUAGAAACUCGUUUUUAAAGAGUUUCUAGAAUGUUAUUAAAAUAAGAUUAGACAGAAAUUAUAAUGAAUAGGACCUAGCUCCUUUUUGUAGAGCAAUUGAAUAUUUUGUUGAUAAUACUAUGAUGUAAGAAAAAUUAGAAUUAAGACCUGAAGAGGAUAUAAAUGGAGAUGAAAAACUUUAAUUAAAUAAUGAAGAUGAAUCAUAUUAGCAAUAGAAUAGAAGAAGGAAAGUUGUGGAAGACGAUUCAUCUGCUGAAUAACCAAUAUAAACUGCAAUUUAAUAAUUAGAAUAAUUAGAUAUCGGAAAAGUGAGAGUUAGAAAAUUGCCAAUGAAAUUGUUUGGCACAUAUUAUGAAACAUUGAGAUUGAAUUUAAUAGAAUAAUUAAAAUAAGAUUGCAAUCUAGUCAAAUUGAAGAUAUGUUUAGAAGUUCUUGGUUAAAUAGUGUAAGACUACAUAAAUAGAAAAAUUACACAAUAAGUAGUGACAUAAAUACCAGAGAAAAAGAAAGUAGAGGAAGUGCAAUUAAACAAAUAAGUUCAAAUUGAACCUGCAGUGGUAGAACCUGAAAUUAAAGUGUAAAGCCUAAGGUAGAGAGUGAAGACUUAGUCACAAUCAAUUUAUUCGGAGAGUAGAUGGGAGGAUAGAUGCAAUUAAUGUGGGUAAGGGGGCAAAGUCAUUUGUUGUGACACUUGUCCUAAAGUAUUUCACACUAAGUGUUUAGGACUGAAGGAGAUACCAAAAGGAAAGUGGAAUUGCUUGGUUUGUUUAAGUAAUUUCGAGAGACAAGUCAAAACAAGAGCAACUAUAAAAAAAUUAGAAAAUAAUUGA
Paramecium octaurelia is the source of this 2850-nucleotide messenger RNA. The record is from the annotation of a GenBank genome assembly. Lineage: Eukaryota; Ciliophora; Oligohymenophorea; Peniculida; Parameciidae.